UCUAGGGAGCCCUCUGGCUAGAAGGCAGGCAGGCAGGCUUCCCUCCCUCCGAGGGAGGCUUCCUCCUCCCUGCCUGCUGCUUCUACACUCCCAUUACCUCAAGCCCCCACACUGUGCCCAGGGACCCACUGGGACAGUUAAGUGCCGGGUGGCCCUCCAGCAAGCUCCCAAGCGGGAACAUGGGACGGCUCUGCUCAGAACCCAGAUGUCUCCGGGAGACCCAGCCCUUGGCUCAGUAGCUCACCAGGACUCCUGCAGCUGGAGGCUAUGUCAUACCAUCUGUUGCUGUCUGACUGCUAAUCCCGCACCAUGACUGAGCCUGUCCCCACCAAACAGCCUGCUACCAGGGUUGCCCUCAGAGGAGGGAGCCGGACAUGUCCACAUUUGCUUCUACUUCUGCUCAGGGACAUCUCCCCACCACAGUGAAGCCAAGAAUCCCUGCCUUCCCCCAUGCUUCUGUGAUGCUGCCCCAUCUGACUUCUACAGGCCCGAGCUACUCGAUGGCCUAAUCCUGUUCUAUGUGCCUCUGGCAGGUUCUCAGACAGGGACACAUGUGCCAAGUGCCCUGCUAGUCUCUGGACUGACAAACUGUCUCCGGGCUCUUCUACAGCUCUUCCUGCUGGACAGAUGUCCAGCUCGCCUAGAAGGAUGGAGCCAUUGCUUCACACUGAUUUUUGUGGCUCUCUCAGCAAAUCCUGAGAACACAAGAGCCAUGGAUGUGGCAUCUCCAGCCCACACCAUAGGUGUGGGGAUUCACCUGGGCAGUGCAGAGUCAGUAGCCAGCAACAGUACGUCCCCAGCCUUCAACCUGUCCCACCCGCUGCUUGGCACCGCCCUGGCAAACCAGACUGGGGAGCUCUCUGAGCAUCAGCAGUAUGCCAUCGCCCUCUUCCUCUCAUGCCUCUACACCAUCUUCCUCUUCCCCAUCGGUUUUGUGGGCAACAUCCUGAUCCUGGUGGUCAACAUCAGCUUCCGGGACAAGAUGACCAUCCCUGACCUGUACUUCAUCAACCUGGCAGCCGCGGACCUCAUUCUGGUGGCUGACUCCCUGAUUGAGGUGUUCAACCUGGACGAGCAGUACUAUGACAUCGCUGUGCUCUGCACCUUCAUGUCCCUCUUCCUACAGAUCAACAUGUACAGCAGUGUGUUCUUCCUCACCUGGAUGAGCUUUGACAGGUACAUUGCACUGGCCAAAGCCAUGCGCUCCAGCCUCUUCCGCACCAAGCACCAUGCCAGGCUGAGCUGUGGCCUCAUAUGGAUGGCCUCUGUCUCCGCAACCCUGGUACCCUUCACAGCUGUGCACCUGCAGCACACGGAGGACAUCUGUUUCUGCUUUGCUGACGUCAAGGAGGUGCAGUGGUUGGAGAUCACAUUGGGGUUCAUCAUCCCCUUUGCCAUCAUUGGACUCUGCUACUCCCUCAUCGUCCGUGUGCUUGUCAAAGCUCAUAAGCACCGGGGACUGCGGCCACGGAGGCAAAAAGCACUCCGCAUGAUCUUCGCCGUGGUCCUGGUCUUCUUUAUCUGCUGGCUGCCAGAGAAUGUGUUCAUCAGCGUCCACCUCCUGCAGCGUACGCAGCCGGGGACCGCACCAUGCAAACAGUCCUUCCGCCAUGCCUACCCCUUGACUGGCCACAUUGUCAACCUGGCAGCUUUCUCCAACAGCUGCCUGAACCCCCUCAUCUACAGUUUUCUGGGGGAGACCUUCAGGGACAAGCUCAGGCUGUAUGUGGAGCAGAAGACCACGCUGCCGGCUCUGAACCGCUUCUGCCAUGCCGCCCUGAAGGCAGUCAUCCCAGACAGUGCCGAGCAGUCAGAUGUCAGGCUCAACAGUGCAGUGUAAAGAGCCCACCUAAAAGGUAAUCGCUCACACCUGAGCUGGGGGCGGGGCAGGAGGGGUGGCCUCAGUGCCUCACAGUCAGUUCCCCCUGCUAGGUCCCCCUUACAAUUGCUGGGGAGCCAUGUUCCACUCUCCUGACUUCAUCCUGACUUGCCUCAAUCUGUGUCCAAGUGCUCACAGCUGAGGGCCCUGCCGUCUGACCUCAGGGGGCCCAGGUCCACCUUGCUGCCUGGCUCUGCCUCCAUACACUGUGCUCCCAGUGGAAACCAUUCUGCCACUGACCAGUGCAAGCCCAAGAUGGGGGUCUGCUUGUGUUACAAGGCCAACCUGCAGCAGGAGGAAAUGAAGUCUGGAGACAGAACACACUCAACCAAACCAACCCAAACUGGAUACAUACUGCAAUGCCUGUGACGCGGGAGUUCACAUGCAUGGGCUGCCAGGGCACUGGAGGCCCUAUGAGAACAAAGUGGAUCACACCAGAGCACAGGGAAGGCAGGACAGCAUGCCUGCCUGCACCACCAGCCCGUUGGGUGGCAAUUCCAGGAAUGUGGAGGGCAGUCUACAGAGUGCUGUGGUGAGAUGUCCUGGCAUGUGUGGCUGAUAAUCUGCCUCUCCAACGAUGAUGUCACAAACCGAUCAAAAAACCAAAAGACAAACUAAUGGUGGCUAGUACUGUUCUGUGUCUGUCAAUAAAAUGUAGUUAUGUGCUGA
Molecule: messenger RNA, 2548 nt
Organism: Dipodomys spectabilis (banner-tailed kangaroo rat)
Lineage: Eukaryota; Metazoa; Chordata; Mammalia; Rodentia; Heteromyidae
Gene: Gper1
Product: G protein-coupled estrogen receptor 1
Exons: 2
Coding region: 713-1840 (375 amino acids)
Biological process (GO): G protein-coupled receptor signaling pathway
Cellular component (GO): membrane
Molecular function (GO): G protein-coupled receptor activity
Source: RefSeq, a predicted model, not a curated record